Oryza sativa Japonica Group (Japanese rice) is the source of this 816-nucleotide messenger RNA. RefSeq lists its product as uncharacterized. The record is from RefSeq and is a predicted model, not a curated record. Gene Ontology annotation, cellular component: chloroplast. Lineage: Eukaryota; Viridiplantae; Streptophyta; Magnoliopsida; Poales; Poaceae.
GAGGAAGAAGAGCCGUUGGAGGAGGUCGCAAGCCAGCGAGCGAGCAAAGCAAGAUGAUGAUGACCAUGUCGUCGCCGGCGGCCACCGCCUGCCUCCCCGCCUCGCCCUCCCUCGGGCCCCGCUCCCUUCGCCUCCUCCGCGGAGCUCUGGCCCGGAGGGGCAGCCGCCGGCUCGGGGUGGUGCGCGCGGCCAGCGCGGAGGUGGCCGCGCCCGACGCCGCCGCCGCCGCUCCGGGCUACACCUCCGACUCCCUCAUCCUCUACUUCAAGGCGGAGGGUACCAUGGAGGAGAGGGCCAUCCCCAAGAUCACCCAGGCCCUCGAGGGGGUGGAGGGGGUGAGCGACCUGGAGGUGCUCAUCGAGGAAGGCAUCGGAAGUGUUGUGUUGACAAAGGAGACGACGGUGCAAGCUACCGGGGUGGCCUCAAACCUGGUAGAAGCCAUCCAGGGAGCUGGCUUCAAGCUGCAAACACUUAGCCUCAGCUUCGACGAUUUUAAUGAGGAUGCAGCCACAGUCGCAGGAGAGGAUGACGACCAAGCCACAGAGUGAGUGACUAUGUCAUGUCAACAGCUGCUGAUCAGAGCUACUUCAAUUUGCGGAAUGCAUACGAUUUGCUCAUGUUAUUGGCACUCUUCAACAUUUUGUUUAGUUGCUGCACAGCACUCCCUCUCCUUGUAAUCUCUGAGGAAGUUCGUUGAAGUUCUAGCUUAUGGCCAACAAAGGAGGAAAUGGUGUUUUUACUUGUGUAUUCUGAUUCAGAGAAAGUGUUCUGAUUUUUUUUCAAGGUCCAUAUUAAUUUGUUGAGAUGUUUCAGCUA